Messenger RNA from Volvox carteri f. nagariensis, 759 nucleotides. RefSeq lists its product as uncharacterized. Gene Ontology annotation, cellular component: Golgi apparatus. The coding region runs from base 1 to 759 and encodes 252 amino acids. The record is from RefSeq and is a predicted model, not a curated record. NCBI's taxonomy places the organism in Eukaryota, Viridiplantae, Chlorophyta, Chlorophyceae, Chlamydomonadales, Volvocaceae. The transcript is spliced from 8 exons.
AUGCCGGUAUCAUCGACAGACAUUGAGGCACAGCCAAGUGCAAGAUUGUUAGGGGCGGAUGAGGACAAGGACAAGAAGGCUGGAGAGAUCGAGCGGAGGCAGAGCGGCGCUAUACGCCAGCGAAGUGGGCAACAGGCACUUACCUCAAUAGUGCACAGCUGGGCGUCUCGCAAGUUCGCAGUUGGAUGCGCUAUUCUGUUCCCCGUAGCGGUUACUGUCUACGUAACUUGGUGGUUUCUCACCUUCUUUGACAACUUCUUCUCGCCUAUUUACUACAAGCUCUUCGAUUUCCAUGUAUUCGGACUGGGUUUCAUUACCUCCAUGGCUUUCAUUUUCUUAAUCGGUGUUUUCUUCUCGUCCUGGUUGGGUUCUGCACUUCUGGGGAUUGGAGAAUGGAUUAUUAAGCGCCUCCCACUUGUAAAGCAUAUCUAUUCCGCAUCGAAACAGGUCAGUGCAGCUAUCAAUCCGGAAAAUGAGGCUUCAAAAGCUUUCCAGGAAUGCGUAAUAAUUCGGCAUCCACGGAAAGGAGAGUAUGCCAUUGCUUUCAUAACAGGACGCACUGUGCUGCAGACCGGAUCACAAGACACGAAGCUCAAUACCGUUUACGUUCCAACGAACCACGUGUACGUUGGUGAUAUAUUCCUUCUUGAAGACAAGGAAAUUACUCAUACAAAUUUAUCCGUCCGUGAGGGCUUAGAGAUCAUCGUAUCAUGUGGCAUGGCCAUCCCGCCAAAUCUGGUUGCUAUCCCAAAACCUUAA